Zea mays is the source of this 1035-nucleotide messenger RNA. RefSeq names its product zinc finger protein CONSTANS-LIKE 5. Gene Ontology annotation, cellular component: nucleus. Gene Ontology annotation, biological process: regulation of flower development. The record is from RefSeq and is a predicted model, not a curated record. Lineage: Eukaryota; Viridiplantae; Streptophyta; Magnoliopsida; Poales; Poaceae. The coding region runs from base 141 to 827 and encodes 228 amino acids. The transcript is spliced from 2 exons. Gene Ontology annotation, molecular function: DNA-binding transcription factor activity; protein binding.
CACUAGCACCUGUGUUGUGCCUCCUCACUCUCCUGCGCUGCUGCGUGUGUUUUGUUUGUUCAAGCCUAUAAAACCAUAGAUGUCCUGCCUGUCAGCCGUCACCACAUACCACAUCGACACAUAUAUACAUUAUAGCAGGCAUGUAUCAGCAACACCAUCAAUGGACUACUGAUUCCUCUUGUUAUUUCGUAGAUGGUGAUGCCAUCCUUCCCUCUCAGCCAGACGCCUUGCUUGCCCAUGGAGGAGCGUUCCUGCCUUCUCGUCUUUUUUGUUCGCAGCAGGCUCCUGCCAUUGUUCCUCCACCUAUUGCCAGCCAGCUGCACGCCAUCAUCACCCACUCGUCGUCGUCGUCGUCGUCCGGCAUCAUGGCUGCUGCAGCAACGUCCUCGUCGUCGUUUCGCCGGACGUCGAGCACAGGAGACCUCACCGUCCUCCUGGAGGAGCAAAGGGGAGCGGCAAGGUACAGCGCUGAGGAGCGCCGGGAGCGCGUCGACAAGUACCGGAGCAAGCGCAACCAACGCAACUUCCAAAAGAAGAUCACGUAUGCCUGCAGGAAGACGCUCGCAGACAACCGUCCCAGGGUGAAGGGCCGCUUCGCGCGCGAUGGCGGCGACUACGCAGAGACGACGGAGGCAGAUGCAACUGCAGACCACCAUGUCCAUGCCCCAGCACUGCCAGCAGCAGCAUAUCAGCCAGUAGAGUUAGAGGCAGAGUCGCCGGCUGUACGGGAGUUGCCUGCUGGCAUCAACGUAGUAGCAGAGCUCUGCGCUGACGACGAUGAGAUGCUGGCCGCUUACCUUGGAGUCUCCUCCAUCAGUUUAGUAUAGCUGAUUAUCACUACAGCUGCCACCCAUAGAUAUACUGACAGAUUUCAGCUUCUGGUCAUUAGUUAAGUAGGAUAGCUUAUCUUAAUUAGCUCUACUUUACUAGUUAGAAUGUGUAAAAAAAAAUUUGGGGGGUUUUAAGCUUGCUACUUUUAUAUGCUUAGUAUGUACUGUAGUGGCUUAAUGAAAAUCUGUGCCAAACCUAUUCUAU